AUGUGGAACAUCAACAGUUGGAACCGCAGUACCUGUAGAAAGCCAAGACAACAGUUCGUCUUCAUCAAAACACAUAAAACAGGGAGUAUGACGACCGUGAACAUUUUUCAAAGGUAUGUCAUCUACCACAACCUCACUCCGUUGGUAGCGAAAGCGGCAAAUUACGUCUCUUGGCCCUUCCCUCCAGCCGAAACAGACUAUGUGCACACUCCUGGGGAGAAUUAUGACGCCUUGUUUGGCCACAUGGUGUACAACAAAACAUGGCUGCAGUCCAAGUUCCCUCCCAACACAGUAUACAUCUCUCUCAUUCGUGAACCUGUCAGUCACCUGAAGUCGUGCAUGAGAUUCUACAGUCUUCCAAAGCUGUUAAACAUCACAUCUACAAACCCCAUCAAGACGUUUCUGAAAGAUCCGUGGAAGUACAGACACCUGUCCGAGGCCUACUUCAGCUUCUGUAAUGUGACCUGGGACGGCACCAGAAACCAUCUAGCUUUCGACUUGGGCUACCCUACUGAAGGAGCGGAUAAUAUGGAAGCAGCUGAAGAAUACAUAAGAGAAUUAGAGUACGACUUCACGCUCUUUCUUCUGCUGGAGCACAUGGACGAGUCUUUAGUUCUCCUCAGACGUCUCAUGUGCUGGGAAAUACAAGACGUCCUGUACGACACCACACCGAAGAACGUCCGGAAUUACACCUACAAAUCCUACACCCCAACCGCUGAGGAGCUGGCCAACCUCCGGAAGUGGAAGGCUGUGGAUUACCGUCUGUAUGACACGUUUAACAGGUCAUUGUGGCGGAAGAUUGCAGGCCAGGGUCCAGAUUUCUAUCAGGAGCUCCACUACUACAGGGAACUGAACAAGAACGUCAGCUGGUUCUGCCGUGGAGAGCAACGAAGGAAACCCAGGCUCAAACUUACUGUGAAAACUUCACAGUGGAGUCCACAGUUUGUCAUUGAUGCCAAAUAUUGCAAGGAAAUAUCGGCAAGAUCCGUGGACCUGAUGAGGGAAAUUCGCCGAAAGGCAUCAUUCAAAGUGGACACACGGUGGCAAAUUGUCAUGCCGGUGAAUAAUGUGCGUGCGAUCAUCAACGGACGGCCAACCUUCAAAUACAAUAUUGAACAGAAGAGAUAUGAGGCAGCAUCAAAGAAGACAAAGCCAGAACAAAAGGAAUAG
Branchiostoma belcheri (Belcher's lancelet) is the source of this 1170-nucleotide messenger RNA. RefSeq names its product galactose-3-O-sulfotransferase 3-like. Lineage: Eukaryota; Metazoa; Chordata; Leptocardii; Amphioxiformes; Branchiostomatidae. Gene Ontology annotation, biological process: glycolipid biosynthetic process. Gene Ontology annotation, cellular component: membrane. The transcript has 6 exons. Bases 1 to 1170 code for a protein of 389 amino acids. The record is from RefSeq and is a predicted model, not a curated record. Gene Ontology annotation, molecular function: galactosylceramide sulfotransferase activity.